Fomitopsis serialis is the source of this 171-nucleotide messenger RNA. RefSeq lists its product as uncharacterized. The transcript has a single exon. The annotation marks the transcript as partial. The record is from RefSeq and is a predicted model, not a curated record. Lineage: Eukaryota; Fungi; Basidiomycota; Agaricomycetes; Polyporales; Fomitopsidaceae.
CCUACCAUUUUCCGGAUCGCGUUGGACUACCUUCCGACGCAGGCAACGUCGGUUCCGUCAUGGCGAGUCUUCUCCGCGGGGCACGCUCGGUCCACCCUCAGCCCGGACGUCAUUGAGGCCUUGCAAAUGCUGAAGUACCUUGUUCGGCGGGGUAGCCUGUCGUUUACUGAC